This is a messenger RNA of Venturia canescens, 2131 nucleotides long. RefSeq names its product Probable cytochrome P450 303a1 (gene Cyp303a1). The transcript has 8 exons. Gene Ontology annotation, molecular function: iron ion binding; heme binding; oxidoreductase activity, acting on paired donors, with incorporation or reduction of molecular oxygen, reduced flavin or flavoprotein as one donor, and incorporation of one atom of oxygen. Gene Ontology annotation, cellular component: intracellular membrane-bounded organelle; cytoplasm. NCBI's taxonomy places the organism in Eukaryota, Metazoa, Arthropoda, Insecta, Hymenoptera, Ichneumonidae. The coding region runs from base 81 to 1907 and encodes 608 amino acids. Gene Ontology annotation, biological process: xenobiotic metabolic process. The record is from RefSeq and is a predicted model, not a curated record.
AUGUAUUUUGUACCCGGAGUAUCUACAGAAGAUUUAAAAGGAGCUCGUACCGCUCUCCAUUGCACAGUUUCUUGUUAACGAUGAACGAAGUGAAUUCUCUUGACUUCAGGAUGCUUCUACCAUCGGUUUUGCUGCUGAUAUUAUUGUUGUUGCUCCUCUACAAGAGUUCAAUGAAACCAAAAGGCUAUCCACCAGGACCACGGUGGCUGCCGAUUUUGGGUUCCGCCCUGGAAGUUGCACGGAUCCGAAAGAAAACCGGUUUUCUUCACACAACGUGCACUGAAUUAUCGAAGCAGUACGGUUCCGUGUUCGGUCUUAAAAUUGGCAAAGAUCGUAUCGUUGUACUCAAUAACUAUGAAAGUAUGCGUUCGAUGUUGACCAACGACGAGUGCGAUGGGAGACCCACAGGACCGGUAUACGAAGCACGCACUUGGGGCAAAAGAAGAGGUGUUCUAGUAACCGAUGGAGUUCUAUGGACGGAGCAGCGUCGUUUUUUGUUGCGUCACUUGCGAGAUUUGGGAUUUGGAAAAAACGAUAUGGCGACGAUGAUACAAGAGGAAGCAUCGCAUCUCGUCAAUAGUUUGCUCAAGCGUCUGGAGAGGAAUUCAUACGUUCGCAAAACUUCGGUCAACAGCAGCAACGCGAAGAACGAUGGUCGAAUUUACCGGCUGACGAAACAGGAGAAUCCCUGGAAAAAGAAAAAUUUGUCAGGAAGUUUGAACGUUUAUGAAACCACAUUCGGAGCUCACGAUAAAACUGUAAACGCUCCAAAACCAUUGAAAAUUGAAGACAUGUACGUCAAAGCCGAAGACUACGACGAGGUCCGAAAAGCUUCGAAUUUUUCUGAAAUAAUAAUUCAGAUGGAUGACACCUUUGGUGUUCCGGUUCUCAACACUCUUUGGAGAAUGAUGGCUGGCAAAAGAUUCACCCAAGAUGAUAAGGAACUGAUAAAUCUGCAAAAAAUUUUGAACAAAUUGUUACGAGAAUGCGAUAUGAUUGGUGCGAUGUUUGGUCACUUUCCAAUAUUGCGCUACAUCGCUCCAGAAAUGUGUGGCUACAAAAAAUUCAUGGAGACUCACCAACAACUGUGGGCCUUUUUAUAUGCAAGUGUUCCCAGCUUCAGAUUCCGGGCCAUUGAAUCUCUGCUUGAACUUCAGUAUUCUCAUUUUUGUUUGCAGGAAGAAUUGAAACUUCACAAACAGAAAUUCGAUCCCGAAGCUCCCUGUGAUCUCAUGGACGCGUAUCUCAAAAUUCUUCAAUCUGAAAAUCUUAAUGAAACGUUCUCAGAAAAGCAACUGUUGGCGAUUUGCGUGGACCUCUUCAUGGCUGGUUCGGAAACGACGACGAAAGCCUUGAACUUUUGUUUCCUGUAUCUGGUCCUUUAUCCGGAAGUUCAAAGAAAAGCGCAGGAAGAAAUCGACAGAGUCAUAGGUCCGGACCGUUUCCCCACUCUCGCCGAUCGUCCCCGGAUGACUUACGUCAAUGCCAUUGGCCUCGAAUCUAUAAGGAUGUUUAUGGGCAGAACGAUGAACAUACCACACAGAGCACUCAAAGAUACGCAUAUAAUGGGAUACAAAAUACCGAAAGAUUCAAUGAUAGUAGCGAAUUUCAACCGAGUUCUGAUGGACGAGUCUUGGGGCGAUCCAGAGGUUUUCCGUCCAGAGAGAUUCAUAGAUGCAAGAGGAAAUAUAUCGGUGCCAGAUCAAUUCAUGCCAUUCAGUAUCGGAAAGCACCACUGCAUGGGAGAAGUGCUUGCGAAGAGCAACAUAUUCGUGUUCACAGCUGGGCUCUUACAAAAUUUUGUAUUCUCGGUUGUCCCUGGCGAGGAGAAGCCAACGCCGGUGUUCACGGAUGGUGUUACCGCUGGAACAUUGCCCUUCAGGGUACUCGUUUCGAGGAGACUCUGAAACGUCAAAUUUUCAAAUAUUAGAUUAUGCAAAUUCAUUGCGACGAAUUAUAAAAAAUAAUUAUUCGCAAAGUAUAAGAAGCUAUAGCUGACAAUGGAGCUGACUAAAUGUCGCACUGAGCGAAACAAGCUCGUGAAAGAUUUAUGCUCGAUCCGGGCUCUAGUCAAACCAAUCUUUCAGAAUCGAUAUAUCUAACGGAUAAUAUGAAUCUGAUCGCGACGAAU